CAUGAGAGCCAUUUUUUGGGGGAAAACCAUUCGAAAAAGGGCCUUUCACUGAACCGUUACUUUUAUGAACAACGCAAGUUUUCAGAAAAGUGAUUCCUUUUCAAUAGCUUCUCGUUUAGGAGAACUUGAACAAAUUCGUUAUGAAAAUCGUUCUCUACUCAUGGCAAAUAAUUACCAGAAAAAUAUGAAGCUUGUUGGCAACAAGAAUAUCGAUCAGUGUGACACUCGUGUCGAUAACCAAAUGUCUUUGAGAUGGGAACGUGACAAUAGAAAGGAAUUAUGGGAUAACAAAGAGAAUAGAUCACCCAACGUAGUUUCUACGGAGUAUCUUCGAACCAACGAUUCACCUUUUCAUCCAUCACCAUCUAAAAAGGAGAAAAAUGAGAACAAUCCAACCAAUAUAGGAAAUGAAGAGUUGACCAACUGUCAUAGUCUCAUUCAAGGCACAGAAGGACUUCAAAUACGAGAUGGUAAACAUCAAUCUACUCACAAGUUGGUAAAUUCUAUUCAUAUAGAGGAUAAUUCUGAAAAAGAGAAAAGAGCAGAUGAAAUAUCUCAAGUAGAUCAUCAACAACGCACUAAGACUAUUAAGCGAUGGUCAUUGGAUGACUUUGAUAUAGGAAGACCAUUAGGAAGAGGAAAAUUUGGUAAUGUAUAUUUGGCACGAGAGAAAAAGACCAAAUUUGUAGUUGCUCUCAAAAUUUUGUUCAAAAGUCAACUAGUGAAAGCUGGUGUAGAACAUCAACUGCGCAGAGAAAUUGAAAUACAAAGCCAUCUUCGACAUCCAAAUAUACUGAAACUUUAUGGUUAUUUUUAUGAUAAAUCUCGAGUAUUCCUCAUAUUAGAAUAUGCUGCUGGAGGUGAAUUAUAUAAGGAGCUGCAAAAAUGCGGUAAAUUUUCAGAGUCUAGAGCAGCCACUUACAUUGCAUCUCUUGCUCAUGCAUUGUUAUAUUGUCAUCAAAAACAUGUGAUACAUAGAGAUAUUAAACCAGAAAAUUUGUUGUUGGGUAUACGAGGAGAGUUGAAGAUUGCAGACUUUGGUUGGUCUGUUCAUGCUCCCCAUUCACGAAGAAUGACUAUGUGUGGUACCCUUGACUAUUUACCACCGGAAAUGGUAGAAGGCCGAGAACAUGAUGAGAAUGUGGAUAUUUGGAGUUUAGGCGUCUUGAUGUAUGAGUUUUUGGUUGGAAGUCCUCCAUUUGAAGCACAAGGUCAUACGGAAACCUAUCGAAGGAUAGCACGUGUUGAUAUACGUUUUCCUGAUUGGUUGAGUCAAGAUGCUCGAAACUUGAUAAGUAAACUACUUGUGAAGGAGCCAGAAAGAAGACUCCCUUUACAUUUGGUAUUACAACACCCGUGGAUAAGAAAGAAUGCUGCUUAUAUUCCACCCGUUCCAUAUCGUUGGCUCGGUCAGGAAGAUUCAAGAGAGAUAUGAGCGAGUCAAUGUUAUUUGUAUCAAAGUCGAAUGAAAAAUGGUUUCAAUAAAUGAAAACGAUAAAUC
Galdieria sulphuraria is the source of this 1501-nucleotide messenger RNA. Its product is annotated as serine/threonine protein kinase, aurora kinase. The transcript is spliced from 3 exons. Bases 65 to 1435 code for a protein of 456 amino acids. Gene Ontology annotation, cellular component: spindle pole centrosome; chromosome passenger complex; spindle midzone. The record is from RefSeq and is a predicted model, not a curated record. Lineage: Eukaryota; Rhodophyta; Bangiophyceae; Galdieriales; Galdieriaceae. Gene Ontology annotation, biological process: protein phosphorylation; mitotic spindle organization; regulation of cytokinesis. Gene Ontology annotation, molecular function: ATP binding; protein kinase activity.